UAUCUUCCUCUCCACAAUUAGGUUUUUGUUUGCGCUAUAUUUGCGUGCUAAAAAUACAUAAUUUCAAGAAGUGUCAUUUCGUCGGUCGGCUUUUGAGUCAACCGUUUGACGCAGCAACUGCCGCAUGAUUCAAUCGAAUGACUCGAGUCAUCGAUCCUUGUAGAGACCGUUCUUGUCGACGAGAAGCAAUGCAAGCAGUGCCUGACAUUCCCAGUAGAGCCUUCCUGGCGUCGACGCGCAGUUCGCAACGGCUCGCGUCCGACGGAAGUGAUCGUUGACGCGGUCGCGUGCAGUAUUUUGCGUCGUUCGACUGCGGAGGCGUGGAGCGCGUGCGAUUUGGAACUGUGGGAUGUUAAUUGCCGCCGCGCGAUGAGAACGUUCGAAUUACCGUCGUGAUUCGCGCCGCGCGAGGUUGACAUGUCGAGGUCGGUGACACGUGCCGUCCAACGAAUGUUGCGCACCGAGUGAGCGGACAAUAACCCAAGAAGAAUGCGAGAGACAAUUCGCAGCGGCUUUCUCGCCGCGGUCGUCCUGUGUUCCUUGAUUGGAACACGCGUCUCGGCCUCGCAUUGUUAUCCAGACUACUGUCAGAAUUUGACUCACCUGAUACCAACACCGGGUUUCCAAUGUAUAUUAACGCCAGUACAAAGAGGGGAAGGUUGCGCAAAGCUAAAAUUUGAGGAUACCGGAAAAUUAUACAAGCGAGAUGGCACCGCAAUUUUCACAUUACACGCGUAUGUGAAAAAUGACUUGAAAGAAUCGGAUGAUUCCCAGAGGGUGACUGCGUUCAACUUAUCGAUUUCGGAUGUCAAUUUUCAUAGGUUAAUCACGCGUUAUCAGAAUAUCAUCAAGAACGACGAGAACGCGUGCAGGCACGUAGAGUUGUUACACGGGAACGCCAGCCAUCCUACGCCCAAAGACUUUUACGUGUCGUGCCCGUUCUCCGACGCUUCGUACGAGGGCUAUCCGUACUGUUUGGAGUAUCUCGCGAUCGGGAAGAAUUUCGUGUACAGCAGAAAAUACGUGUUCCACGUGCCGCAGCACGAACUUAUCGAGGAUAGCGCCCAGGUCCAGACGUUCACGCCCUUCGUGUACAUCGAUGUGUCGGAUCCGUCGAACGCGGUGUUGUACAUACAACCGCUCCCGCCGACGUACAACGUGACGGAGUACAAGGCGUGGCUGAUUCACAACGACACGAAGUCAACGAUCGCUACCGCGAUCAUCCCCGCGAACCGAGACCGCGGGCACGCGCGGCACAACUUCUCGGCGCCGGACGGCGUCUACUACGUCAAUGUCGCGGCCUUGCAUCCCGACUGCGGCGAGCACGGAUGCGCGAACAGCACGUCGCCCUACAUAGACAUGAAACACGCGUCUCAUCAACUGUUAAUUAUGAUAAUCAGCUUAAUAUGGAUACCACCUGUACUACUGUACGCGCUGUACCACGUGUUUAAGCUCUAUAGAAAGAGGGUCUUAAAGAGAAUGGCGAUGAAGCCGAACUGCUUGGUGGUGUACUCGCCGACGCAUCCGUCGCACGUGAACGUAAUGGCAGAGUUUACAAAAUAUCUGCGAUACUGUCAUAUCAAUGCCAUGAUCGACGUGUUUGACAUUGCGGAAACCGCCAGUAAAGAUCCAGGACUCUGGUGCAAUACCGCAUUUCAAGCCGCGGAUGUUGUGCUGGUAGCAACGUCCCCGCCGCCGACGUUCGCGAAGUCUGACGCGACGAUCGUUUAUCGAAACGUAGACAACCACCUGUUGCGACUGCUGAAGGAGAAUUAUCCGCGGAGAAACAAGAGGUACUACGCGAUACACCUGCCGUACUGCAAGCCGGAUCACAUACCGGAGGAGGCGCGGCUCUUCAAGAAGUUUCGCAUACCCGAGGAUCUGACGAGGCUCGUAAAGAGGAUUCACGGUAUCGUAUGCCUGGGAUUCUACGGGUCGUCGAGCGAGGAGCUGCUGGAGAGCAUCAGAUUCGCUACGGCGAAGAUAUCCGAGGACGAGGCCGCCAGCGCGAUGAAGAACACCGAGGAGACCGACGAUUUGUUACCACCGAUCGUCGUACGAGAGACUGCAAAAUGUGAUGCCGAACGACCAAUCGAGAUCCGUAGGCCCGGCACGCCGGACAGCGAUGUCAUACCUCAGUCUUUCACGACACGUAUCGACGAGCUGAAUCUACUUGGUGAGAUUGACGAAGAGAAGACCUUCGUCGCUAAUUCCACGAGAAACGAUUGUGAAUUUCGCAUAGAUAAGUUAAACUUGUGAUUUUUUUUUAUAUGUGUAUAUGAAUGAUCCGUAGAUUAUUUUCUUAUCAUUUUCUUAUCAAUGGAUUUUGUAUGCGAUUAUACUUAAUUAGAAUAAAAGAAUUUUCUAUAAA
Molecule: messenger RNA, 2371 nt
Organism: Wasmannia auropunctata (little fire ant)
Lineage: Eukaryota; Metazoa; Arthropoda; Insecta; Hymenoptera; Formicidae
Exons: 9
Coding region: 490-2259 (589 amino acids)
Molecular function (GO): interleukin-17 receptor activity
Source: RefSeq, a predicted model, not a curated record